AUGAGCUCACAUUUUUUAUCAAAACUUCUCCCGGAAACAAGAUUUCAAUUCUAUUUAUCGCCUUUCAGUGUUGUGAAAGUGAUCGAAGAAGUCAGACGUCGAAGUUCUCGUGUUCCUCGCAAAUCCGCCGAUCAUCAGUCACAUCCCGUUCGCGAAAUCGUCAACAUGUUCUCACCUCUGUUGACCACGUUAUUUUGCCUUUUAACGCGAAUCGUUUCUUCACAAUCGAUCAAUGGAAACACAAUCAAUCAAAAUAUAAAUUAUAAUACAACUGAAAAUUGGAUCACGCAAUACGACGCUGGGAAGAAUAAUUCCGAUCGUGCUCUCCCCGUAAACGAUUUUGAUUAUCAGCAGCAGUUAACAUCGGAAUCAAAGAAGAGUCCCGACGCUGACGAGCAAAAGCCAACGAUUUCGAUAUGUUGUAAGCCCGGAGAAUAUUUCAAUGGAAUAAAUUGUUAUGAAAAUAAAUCCAUGCCAGCCAAUGAUAUAUUUCCACCGAUUUUGAACUCGAAGCUCGAAAUUUCAAGUAAAAAACCGAGCGAUUUCAUUUGGAGGUACGGAUAUUUCUGUGAAAAGGGUAGUUACCAGACAAGUGACGAUCACAACGACGUAUAUCAUCUGCUGGAAGAUGGAACAAUCGUUCAGCCCAAUGACUCUGAUUAUACUUUCUUGAGAGAAAAGGAGUAUUGUCUUGCUUGGAAUAUGACAGAAAAUGGCCCGAAACACUUUCUGAUGGUGUGUUUUCGCGAUGCUAUUCUCGAAGAGGACAGAUCGUUCGAGUACACUCUGUACCCAAUAAUCAUGCUCAUUUCAACAAUUUUUCUAUUCGCCACUUUCGUCGUCUACAGCAUAUUACCAGAUUUAAAGACAAUGCAUGGUCAUACUCUACGUUGUUACGUCGCGUCUUUAUUGGUCAGUUACAUUGGUCUCUCGAUUACACAGCUUACAACAGGCACCAAUUUCAUUGAAGAUCAUCUCUACCUCUGCAUCAUUUUAGCUUUCAUCAUCCACUUCGCGUUCCUUUCGAGCUUCUUCUGGCUCAACGUUAUGUGCUUCGAUAUAUGGUGGACCUUCGGGGGAUUCCGAUCUAUACAAGGCACUGUCAGGCAAAGAGAGAAAAAGAAAUUCAUCAUUUAUUCGAUUUACGCAUGGGGAAGUGCCAGCGUACUGACCGGAGUUUGUGUCAUUAUGGAUUUUGCUCCAGGAAUUCCUAAAAACUUCAUAAGGCCAGAAUUCGGCACCGGAAGCUGUUGGUUCAUCAACGAAUCUGCCAAGGCUCUUUACUUCUAUGGACCAAUAGGAGUUACAGUGCUGUGCAACAUUUGUUUAUUUAUAUCAACAACUAUAAAGAUCAUUCAACAUAAGAAGGACACAGCUCAUCAUUUAAAAGGCAUGGACAGCCAACGUCAUGACGAUAAUAAACAAUGGUUCAAUUUGUAUCUGAAGCUUUUCAUCGUAAUGGGAAUCAACUGGUCAAUGGAAAUAAUAAGCUGGCUUUUCAAGGAUUCGCCGCAAUAUGUUUGGUACAUAACAGAUCUCGCAAAUACACUGCAGGGUGUUAUCAUAUUCAUAAUAUUCGUAUGGAAAGAUAAAACCAAAAGAUUACUGUUGAAACGUCUUGGGUGCCAAAAUAAUAGUUUUCAAUCAAGAAAUUCAACAAGAAGCGGUUAUCACAGCUCGGCUUCCAGAACUUGCACCACAACCGCUAUGAUGGCAACACUUCAAGAAAAAAAUGUUUCUAACGAGCGCACAAAAACCACCACCGAUGAGAGCGAUUGUCUUUAAUACGGUUCUCAAUAUACAAACGAAUGUUCAAGGGAUCGCCAAGUCAAUUUUGUUCUUUUUCGAUUCCUCAACAAUUUGAAUCUAGAAAAUGAUUUUCGAAUCUUUGAUAGUUUUUUUUUUAUCCUUCCUAGCUGGUGAAAAUCUGUUCACUAAUGAGAAAAGAAUAAAUGAAAUAAAAGAAUCAUUAUUCUUGAAUUUCACGAUUUUUUAAACCUUUUUUUUUCAUCUCGAACAAGGAUAUAUCCAUCGCAUUUUUUUAAGCAUCUAACGUGAGUUUCUGGAUCAAAUUAUUCCUUCUCAGCGAGCAUAAAAUUUGUCAACUCUGAGAAUGCAUCGCCUGAAAAUAUCUGUUUUCUAGUCAAUAUCAAUCACGGUUUUUUUUCAAUUGACAAAGCAUGUUAUGAACUUAAAAAAACUUUUUGUCUAGUUGAAAUAUUCAAUCUCAGCUUAUACCAGUGGAAUAAACGCUGUUAUUCGAGGUGCACAAGUCUUACUCUGAAAUUAGUUGCAUAGCUAUGUUUUUUUUUUAUUUUUCGUAAUAAUUUGUACAUUGCUGUGAGUCGUCUGUAAUCGCUUUUAUAUUUUAAUGAAUAUAACUGUUUCCGAAAUCUCGA
Messenger RNA from Venturia canescens, 2399 nucleotides. Its product is annotated as G-protein coupled receptor Mth2-like. NCBI's taxonomy places the organism in Eukaryota, Metazoa, Arthropoda, Insecta, Hymenoptera, Ichneumonidae. Gene Ontology annotation, molecular function: G protein-coupled receptor activity. Bases 1 to 1785 code for a protein of 594 amino acids. Gene Ontology annotation, cellular component: membrane. Gene Ontology annotation, biological process: G protein-coupled receptor signaling pathway; cell surface receptor signaling pathway. The record is from RefSeq and is a predicted model, not a curated record. The transcript is spliced from 7 exons.